Messenger RNA from Tilletiaria anomala UBC 951, 1491 nucleotides. RefSeq names its product GroES-like protein. Gene Ontology annotation, molecular function: oxidoreductase activity; zinc ion binding. Lineage: Eukaryota; Fungi; Basidiomycota; Exobasidiomycetes; Georgefischeriales; Tilletiariaceae. Bases 1 to 1491 code for a protein of 496 amino acids. The record is from RefSeq and is a predicted model, not a curated record. The transcript is spliced from 9 exons.
AUGCAACACGGCGGGCAGGCGCACAAUGGAGACCCGCAGUCGCGUAAACACCCACAGCCUUACAGAAAACACAGCGAUCAAGCGAAUGGCAUUGGCGGCACUGGCACUGGCGCAACUUCGUACGCUACGGUCCCCACUGAGUACUCUGCCUACCCGACAUUCAAGUCGGGAGUCAGAAGUCUGAUCGAAGAGAAGACGAUGGCCGCCGUCACCUGGCAAGGCAAGGGCGCGGUCGCGUUAAGAGAAGUCGACGUGCCGCAUGUGACGAACGCUGAAGACAUUGUCAUUAGAACCACCGGAACGUCUCUCUGCCAUGCAGACAUGCACAUCUACCGCGGUGAUGUCUUUGACCUGAAGUUGGGUGACAUCAUGGGGCAUGAGGCUGUCGGCCAAGUGGUGCAGCUUGGAUCCGCUGUGAAGAAUCUGCAGCUUGGCGACAGAGUGUGCUGCAGCUUUGCGCUCGGCUGUGGAUCCUGUGAAGGCUGCCAGAGGGGCGAAACUGGCAGAAUCUGCGACAAGGCAGGCCACAAUGGUUACUUGGGAAAGCUGUAUGGCGAGAGACAUUCGAGCCUUGAGGGACAUGCUCACUUCUCGUCUGGGGGCAUCGCCGGAUGCCAGGCGCAAUACGUGAGGAUUCCGUGCGCGGAGAACAACGUGCUCAGGGUGCCCAACGGCGUCUCAGAUGAGACGGCGCUCUUUCUCUCCGACGUUGCUGUGUCCGCCUACCAUGCGGUCAGAGAUGUCGGUCUUCAGAGCGGCAACACCGUGCUGAUCAUCGGCAGUGGCCCUGUUGGUCAACUCGUCGCUCAGUGGGUGCAAGUCUUUGGCGCCAGGCGCAUCGUGCUGGUAGACUCUAUUCAGUCGCGCCUCGAUUGGGCAAAGCAGAAGCUCGGACCGGCGAUCGAGGCGACCAACUCAGACAGCAAGACAGACUGUCCGCACGGCUUUAGCCAAAAGAUGCACGAGCUCGAGCCGCAUGGCUUCGACAUUUGCUUUGAACUGGCCGAGCUCGCCAUCCCGCGCCGCUUGGGUAUAGGCUCACUUCAAAAGGCCAUGAAGACACUCAGUGCCGGCCACGGUAUCACACACCCGCUCAACGAGUGCAUCCUCGCCGCUCGCAACGGCGGUCGCGUCUCGAUCAUUGCAGACUACGCUGGGCAGCUCGGCAACUUUAACAUGGGUCUGCUGACGGAGAAGGGAGUGAAGCUGUAUGGCCACGGCCAGCCUCCCGUCCAGCGGUACUGGCAAGAGAUUCUCGAGGAGUACAUCAUGCCGGGCCGGUUCGAUCCAACAAAGGUCUUGACGCAUCGCUAUGCGCUCGAGGAGCUGCCUAAGCUGUACGACGCGAUGUACAACCGCAAGCUGUUUGAGGAGAGUAAGGACAAGCCGAUCCUCAAGGUCUUCGUUCAGACCAAAUUCUCAGCUGAGCCAUCAGCUGGCAUGCCGCCCGUGACCAAAGCGCAUGCUUCCAACGGCGCACCCCACGCUUGA